AUGCGAUGCACCCGGCCGUUACGAAAACCACUCGUCAACUAUUUGAAGGAGCUGCACCGUCGAAACCUCAUCUCGGCCUCAUUCCCCGGCGGCAUUCUUGACGAGAAGUACACGACAGUUUUGGGGAACCUUCCACCUGUGCUAUAUGCGGGUUUCGAUCCUACGGCCGACAGCUUGCACAUUGGCAACUUGUUGGUGCUGAACAAUCUGCUGCGCGCGGCACAAUUUGGAUGCACCGUGAAAGUGUUGGUCGGAGGGGCCACUGCGGCCGUUGGGGAUCCGAGUGGAAGGACAAGUGAACGCACUGAAAUGGCCAAAGAAAGGAUCCGCAGCCAUGCCAACUCGAUUAUCGGCCUGUUAGACGGGAUAUGCUCAAAUUUUGCGGAAUCGCAGCCCGGCUCGAGUCGCAUCGAAAUUUUGGACAACGCUCAAUGGUUUGGCCAGAUGAACGCCAUCGACUAUUUGCGUGUCUGCCGGGAAUUUCGUGUGGGUGCCAUGUUGCGGACGGGUGCCGUGAAAGCACGAAUGGAGGGUGACGUCGACAACGAUGGCAUCAGUUUCACCGAGUUCAGCUACCAGACGCUGCAGGCCAUUGAUUGGCUGCAAUUGGUAGAGCGAUACAAGUGCCAUUUCCAGAUAGGCGGCUCGGAUCAAUUGGGCCACCUGGACCUGGGCGCCCAUUUUGUGAAGAAACGUACGGGGCGAUUCACAGGUGGCAUUACGAUGCCGCUCGUGACGGACGCCGCCGGGAAUAAACUAGGAAAAUCCACAGGAGCCUCGGUCUGGCUAUCCGAUAAAAGGACGUCCGCCUUCCAUUUUUACCAAUUCUGGCGUCAACUCCCCGACAAUGACGUUGAGCGGCUUUUUCCAAUGUUUACGUUGAAAAAUUAUGAUGAGCUAGUCGCAAUACUCGACGAGCACCGAGGGAAACUGGGACAAUGGCAUGCACAGAGUAGACUAGCCCAAGAAAUGACGACCCUCGUUCACGGCAAUGCAGGGCUCGAAAAGGCCGAAGCCUGCUCUCGGGCUUUAUAUCAAGGAGACAUCAACACUUUGGAAACCCUGAGCCGCGAUGAUAUACUUCGGCUGUUCGGCACUACCACACGAUUAAACCGGGAUUCUGUCGGCUCUUUUGCUGAACUGGCCUUCAAGACGCGGACAGACAACAAACCAGCCCACAAUUUGAUGAAGACUGGGGCUUUUAAAGUCAACGGUGUUCGCAAGACGGAGCCUGAAGAAAAGAUAAAGUUCGAAACUAUUUUAUUGAAGGGAACGGAUGAUCUCACGCUGAUCUGUUGGGGAAAACGAAAGUUCCAGAUAGUACAAUGGGAA
Messenger RNA from Mesorhabditis spiculigera, 1332 nucleotides. The record is from the annotation of a GenBank genome assembly. Lineage: Eukaryota; Metazoa; Nematoda; Chromadorea; Rhabditida; Rhabditidae.